GCCCUAAGCCCCCUUUUCUUUUGUACCUAUUCCAAAUCCCCCCCACCGCCGCCGCUCCAGCCGGAUCUACGCCGUAUCCAGGCAGUUAGAGCACACCAUGGAGGGGCGGGGAAUCGUGGCCAUUUGCCAAUAUGGUGGUGAAUUUGUUACCAACAGUGAUGGGUCUCUUUCAUAUUCUGGAGGAGAAGCUCAUGCGCUUGAAGUAGGUCAUGACAUACUCUUUGAUGAUUUGAAGUCAGAACUUACUAGUAUGUUUAAUGUUGAUGUCAGUGGUAUGUCCAUCAAAUAUUUUCUUCCGAGCAACAAAAGAACACUUAUCACAAUAUCUAGUGACAAGGAUUUACAACGGAUGGUUGAUUUUACUUCUAAUGCUUUGACCACUGAGGUCUAUAUUAUAAACAAGGUUGAUAACAGGAUAACUCGGAGCACUGUUGCUGAUUCUGGAAUCUCAAACAUUGGCACAGCUGAAAACGCUCGCAGUGGGAGACGAAGAAGGUUAAAUUCUACUAACAGGGUGACUAGAGCUAGAGUAAGCGCUGUUGAUUCUGAUACCCCAAAUGCCAUCACCAAUGUUGCUGGAGACAAUGUAUAUAAUUUCCAAGAAAAGAGGCUAUUUGUGACUGAAAAUGAUGAUAACAGAAUGAUUUCUGAUGGCUUUGUUAUGCCAAUCACCGCCUCAUCUGCUGCUCCAGACAAUGCCAGACAAAGGAUAAUUACUGCCGACAACAUCGAUGAAAGGGCAAGCGGGAGUAUAUUGGUUGAUCCAAGCACUCCUCUCUUUGCAUCUCUGGUCACUCCGGAUGAUGUUGUACCUGUUAUUUCUAACUCUUCUUGGGCCAGUAUUAUUACUGGUGUGGGGCAAGAAUUUGAUAAUGUCAAGGAUUUCCGGUCUCAAUUAUGUAAGUAUGCAAUCGGUAGAGGUUUUAUAUACAAAUUUGUUAAGAAUGACACAACUCGAGUGACUGUGACAUGCAACGAAGAAACUUGUCCAUGGCGUAUACAUGCAUCUGAGACAUCUGGCAAGCAGAAGUUUGUGAUUAAAAAAAUGAAUAAUGUUCAUACCUGUGGUGGAGGAAAUGGCAAAGAUGGUCAACGGAAGGCAACAAGGCAAUGGCUCACCAGCAUUAUCAAAGAAAAAUUACAUGUUAGCCCACAGUGCAAGCCCAAAGAACUCGCAAGGGAAAUUUAUGAAGAUUUUGGUGUGGCUUUAUCCUAUUCACAAGUGUGGCGAGGACGGGAAGUAGCCCAAAAGGAGCUUUAUGAUUCAAUGAAAGAGACGUACAGCCAAUUGCCUUGGUUUGUUGAAAAAAUACUAGAAACCAACCCUGGCAGUGUUGCCUUGUUAUCCACAUCAGUUGAUUCAAAGUUUCGUCGUUUUUUUGUGUCAUUUCAUGCUUCCCUUCAUGGUUUCGAGCAUGGCUGUCGGCCUCUUUUAUUUCUUGAUAAGAUUCCUCUGAAGGUAACUAAUCAAUUUAAGUUAUUGGUUGCUGCUUCGGUCGACGGAAAUGAUGCUGUCUUUCCAGUUGCCUUUGCUGUAGUAGAGGAUGAGAACUAUGACAGUUGGCUUUGGUUUCUGAUGCAGUUGAAAUAUGCUGUAACAGCGACUCGAACAAUCACCUUUGUGUCAAAUAGGCAGAAGGGCUUGGAUGGGGCAGUGCCUCAAGCGUUUGUGGAUAGCCAUCACAGUUAUAGUUUGCAUCACCUCAUAGAGGAUUUUAAGAAUGAAUUGAGGAAGGGACCAUGGUCAUCACAGGUAAAAGAUGCGAUGAUUAGUGAUUUUACUCGUGCUGCCCAAGCCUGCACUAUGGAGGAAUUUAAUGCAUCUGUUGAGAGCAUAAGAAAUUUUUCAGCAGAAGCUGCCGAGUGGGUUAUGGCAAGUAAACCUGAAAACUGGUCAGAUGCCAUUUUCAAGGGCUCAAGAUAUGAUCAUUUCUCAACAAACAUUGUUGACUCAUUGAGUAACUGGAUACCUGCAAAGAAGGAACCAUCAGUGGUUCAGAUGAUUGAUGCAAUAAGAGACAAGUUAGCGGAGGUCAUGGAAGAAAGGCGUGGAUCAUGCAAUGCAUGGGUGGGUACUUUAACACCGGCUAUGGAACAAAAGUUGCAAACAGAGAUGUCAAAGGCCCGGAAGCUUAAUGUCUUAUGCUCCUCGGAUACUGUGUUUGAGGUACGUGGCAAUACAAUUUCUGUUGUCAACAUUGGGAGCUGGGAGUGCACUUGCAGGAGGUGGCAGAUUUCUGGUCUUCCCUGUGUGCAUGCUAUUGCAGUCUUCAAUCGGAUCAAUAGAUCAGCUGAUGAUUAUUGCUCAAGAUACUUCAGAAUUGAAUUCUACCAGUCGGCCUAUUCGGCACUUAUCCACCUGAUACCUGAUGUUGGAAGCAUAGAUUUCUAUUCUGGUGUAAGUUCAUACCCUCCUGCACGUCGUCCACCAGGAAGACCAAGGAGAAAACGAUUUAAUCACAACAAGACAAGUACGGUGGUCCGUCUCUGCAGCAGGUGCAAAGCAGCGGGUCACAACAAGGCGACUUGUGAAGCUUUUCUCUAAAGUUUGUGUUAUUCAUGUCCCCUGUGUAUAUCAGGUACCAAGUUAUUGCACAUGGAUGUGCCCUUUUCGGCACAAAUAUUUACUGAUUAAUUGUAGGCCUUCCAUGUAGAUCCUACUAAGGUGUCAGAAUUUCUCUGUCAUUGCUAUUAACCUGCAUUAUAUAUGCAGAUAAUGAUCUUGUGUAUGGUUAGUGAAGAUGAUCAACUUACAAAUAAUAACAUGAGCUUUUCUAUUAA
Musa acuminata subsp. malaccensis (wild Malaysian banana) is the source of this 2781-nucleotide messenger RNA. RefSeq lists its product as uncharacterized. Lineage: Eukaryota; Viridiplantae; Streptophyta; Magnoliopsida; Zingiberales; Musaceae. Gene Ontology annotation, molecular function: zinc ion binding; protein binding. The record is from RefSeq and is a predicted model, not a curated record.